CGCAUUCGUGUGUAGAGUGGCUGCGCGCUAUGACACCCGUGACUCCAGAGCGCGAGCUGGGCUUUCGGCUUUGACAGUCAGUCUUGUCAUACAUCGUUUCGAAAGAUGUUGGGUACGGACGACCACAGGGACAAUCUGAAACGGAACGGGACAGGAAUGAAGCGUCCGUUCAGCCCACCCACUGAAUUAGAGAUGGAGGAGGACAGGAGCGGGUUAGGAGUGGGGAUGGGGUUGUCUGUGGACAGCGAGGUGUGCUGUGACCCCCAGGAGGAGGGUGUAGUCCUGGGGGAGCAGCCAGGACCAGUUGGGGGCGCCCUGCCCUCCUCUGACCACAGCAGGCCCAAGAGGGAGAGGAAGCAGCGCAGUUACACAGUGUGUGACGUGUGUAACAUCCAGCUCAACUCCCCAGCCCAGGCCCAGAUACACUACAACGGCAAGUCUCACCAGAAGAGACUCAAACAGAUAAGCAAUGGGAAGAUCCAGCACGGCAACACAGGCACCUCUGCCCAGGGCAACCCCCUCCUGGCCUCCCUGCCUGUUCCGGGACGGCCCCUGCAGCCCCACCUCGACCUCAAGCACUUCCUGCCCUUCAGGCUCAAUGGAUCGUCCCCCCUCAGCCUCUUCCCUAACUUCAGCACGAUGGACCCGGUGCAGAAGGCGGUGAUCAACCACACGUUUGGCGUCCCUCAGCCACUCAAGAAGAAACAGAUCAUCUCCUGUAACAUCUGUCACCUGCGCUUCAACUCCACGAACCAGGCAGAGGCACACUAUAAGGGGCAUAAACAUGCCCGGAAGCUGAAAGCCAUGGAGACCCAGAAGAACCGUCAGCGUCGACUUGGAGAAGCCACGACCACAGGCAGGGAGAGAGACCGGGAACGAGAACGGGACAGGGAGAGGGCUAAGACUGCUGCAACUAUUACACUUCCCACUGAGACCCUCCCCACACUCAUGGACACUGGCCCGAUGGAGGCAACGAAUCUGCUGCCUGCUGACCUGGAGCGAGUGGUGAAUUGUGAGGCUGUGAAGCUGGGCAAGAGCCCCGGCAGCAGCAGCUCUGUGAUGCUGACCCCUGUAUCUGAGGUGUCCUCCAUGGAGCUGGCCACCCUGUCACCCGGGCCCCAGGGAGAGGUGUCCCACUCCUCCCAGGCCUCAGAGAGCGGAGCCUCAGACACCAGUGGCCAUGAGCAAGGCCCAGAGGCCCCUGGAACAGCCCCGGAGUCAGGCAGCCAGCCGGACACCUCCAGCACAGAGGGGGGUGAGGAUGACAAGGACCCCAAGAGGAUCAAGCCACACCUCCACUGUCCCGUGUGCAAGGUCACGGUCAACUCUACAUCCCAGCUGGAGGCACACAACAGUGGUACGAAGCACAAACAAAUGCUGGAGGGCCAGAGCAUCCAGCCGCGGCGCCGGGGGAAGAUGGCGGGGGCUGGGGGGCGCUCGGCCUGCAAGAGCAAGCGCCUGGGCACAAAGGGCAGCGUAGGGGUGCCCAGCAAGAACUUCCACUGCGAGGUGUGUGAGAUCUACGUCAACUCGGAGACCCAGCUCAGCCAGCACAUGAACAGCAGGAGACACAAGGACCGUCUGGCAGGAAAGCCCCCCAAACCCAAGUUCAGUCCCCACAACAAGAGCCAGCCUACCUCCAGCUUAUCGAAUGUGAGAUGGGCUGGGUAUGCAGGCGGGGCCGUGUCUGCCAUGAAGAAAAUGUUCAGCCAGUACAACCUCACCUCUCUCUCUACUCAGACCAAACUGGCCUUCCAGAAGCAACUGACCAAGAGCCUGACCACUGGCUUCCUGCCCAGCCCCCUCACCCAACCCACCUUGUGCACCAUGGCAACCAAUCCUCUGGCUCUGCGCCACCCGGCGGGCACCACCUUCUUUCAGACGCCCUUCCUGAGCCCCACCCUGUUCCGGCCUGCCCCGGGGCCCCUGAGGGCCACACACCCCUCCAUCAUCUUCUCCCCUUAUUAAUGACACAGUACGGCCCCCCGUCCCUCUGUCCCCCUCUACCAACCCCCUUGCCCUGCCUCCAGUACUGUGACCCACAUGAUGAGGGCCACGCCACGCACAAACUAUGCAGACCACAGGAACCAGGAUGGAGAGAACAGAGAGAACGAGGCUAACAACUGCUCCUGUCAUGGAGGACACACCCCCAAGUCCAAGGCCCCGCCUCCUCUCCACCACGCCCCAUCUGUCUGCUCUUUCUCCUGUGGUUGGUGGCCUGAGGAACAGGACACACCUCCAGGGACAGACUGGUGCAGCCAGGAGGCCUCUCUCUUACACAGCCAUUUCAUGGGUCGAUUUGGUUUGGAUUCUUAAUAUUAUUGUGUAAUUUAUUAGAGAACAAAAAUAGAUGUAUCUGUUUAGUGUGGUUGCCACAAAUAAGGUCCCUUUACGUCAUGCUACUCCUCAGAACAUUGUUUCUAUUAUUGGUUGGCUUGCUUUUUGUUGUUAUGGGUCGAUAUAGGGGAUGCUAGCAGGUGAGCCCAAUGCUCUCUGAGCUUGUGACUUUCUUCAGCCAUAUGUGGAGCUGCAGAUCUGCAGUCCUACGGACCCAAGUCUAUGAGUGGGAUCUGUCAGAACUAUAUGAACUCAUAUUUUUCCACCAACACCCUUCCACCAAGCCCCUAUCUCCCAAACCGUUACUGGGCUCUUGUCAUUGGAAGCCAGAGCUCUCAAUUGAUGUGUAGAAUAGAUGAUUAAGCCCUUUCUCUCUCUCUCUCCCUCUCUCUUUCUUUUUCUCUUUCUUUCUCUCCCUCUCUCGCUCUCCCUCUCUCUUUCUUUUUCUCUUUCUCUCUCUCUCUAUGAGUCACAGCCCAACAUGGCCUUUCAUAAUUCAUUUUUUACCCUGCAUCCCCAGAAUUAAGCACUCAUUAAGGUCCUGAAAAGGUCAGCUUGUCAACUUGAUUUUGUCUCAAGUUGCAGAUCUGCCUCAUUAAAUAUCUUUGCUCCGUAGCAGUGCUGGUGCAUUGGUUCUGACUGUCUCUAUUUCUCCUGUUGCGGAACAGGCAGCACAAAAUCAUUUUUAAAAGCCUAGCUGUCUUAUAUUAUAAUCUGCCAUGGUUCCCUGUAUCCCAGUGAUUUUAUAGUGCUUGAUCCCCCAAUUGUACUCCCUGAGCCAUAGUCCUUAAUUUUCUCUUGAGCUAUCUCAACAGGAGCUGAUGGGUAGCAGUGAAUGACAAUUUCCCCUUGCUCAAAAAAACCACUAAGGGGUGGAAAUUACUUGAUGGGUUUACAAUCCUCAAUUAAAGGUUUCCACUGUGCAGAGAGAUGUGUGGGUGAUGGGGGGUGUGAGAACACAUUUCCCAGAUCACUGAUUGGCUCAUCAGGAAUGGAGGGAAAGAAACAAAGCACAGUGCCAUGGCAACCACAUUAAAAGCACCUUAAACAGAUUUACUUAUGAAAGCAAUGAAAAUAUGUUCUAGUUUUUUGUUGUUAUUCCUGGUGUGAUUUUUCAUAAACUCAUGCCAGUUUGAUUUAGCAUUUUUCAAUCACACAAACAAUCAACUUAUAACGAUUCAAUUUUAUUGUUGUUAUUAUCCAUGAGACGGGUCUGAAUCUAAAUCUCAGAUCUAGUUACAUUUUUAAAGCAAUACGUUCAAUCAAUGUGUCUAUGUUUAGAAGGGUUAUACAGUAAGAGAAUAUAGGAUGUGGAGAGAUGGCUCUAUCUGAUUCUGAACAAUGUAUCUGUACCUCUACAGAUGUUCUACAGCCUACCGUACUGUAUUUGAAAGGCCAAUUCCAAGUGGCCAGUGCUAAGAGUAAUUUGAACUGAUGGGCUGUUGUGAUCCGUUUUUCCUUGAUGGUCAAUCUCAUUGUCAUGAUGCUUCAGCCCUCUCUCUGUGUUGACAUUGCUGGGCUUUCACCGUACAGAGGAGCAGGACACAGCUAUUAUAUGGAUUACACAGAACAGCCAGUGUUAUUGAUGUCGCAAGUGCAGUAGAACACAUAAUCAUAUUCCCAUACCCCUCUCUCCUAAACAAGUAGACCCACCUUGAAACAAACACUCAAUUGCCCCCACCAGACCAGACCCAAUACUUGGGUCUCCUGAUUUAUCCCAACACCAACUCUCUUCGCUGGUUUAUUACCAAACCCAACACUUACACCCAACCUGUCUACUUUAGCAACAGCAAAAUGGGGGAAAUCCUACGCAGUUUUGUUGUUCCCUUCAGUUCAGUCAGUGCAAUAGUAUUUCCAUGUGUGUGACGCAGCAGCUCCACCUGCAGUGAAGACCAUGUUAUUGCCCUUCUAGAUCAAACCCAGCACUGUCUCUCCUCCAUCUUUUUAAAUCUCUUUGAUUCUGUACAUGUUUCUGAGGCCUUUGUCUUUGGGAAUAUUAAACCAAGCCAUCAGGUCUCUUUGCCAUACCAAUGUGAUUCUCUCCAGUCACAGUAAGUUACUCAGUGAACCAGCCAGCCUAUUGCUCUCCAGUGUCUGUCUGUCUGUCUGUCUGUCUGUCUGUCUGUCUGUCUGUCUGUCUGUCUGUCUGUCUGUCUGUCUGUCUGUCUGUCUGUCUGUCUGUCUGUCUGUCUGUCUGUCUGUCUGUCUGUCUGUCUGUCAUUACAUGGGAACUCUAUGGUAUUCAGACAUUUUAAGGACAUUUUUAUUAAAUAAAUACAUCUAGAGAAGGCAAAUUAUCUAUGUAGAAAAUAUAGAGUAAAUAUAGACAUUUUAUCAAAGUUGCUAUUGUUAUCUUUAUCUUGCUGAAACGCUAUCUUAGCUGAGGGUAGACUGUUGAUGUAUGCUACAGCAGACACACGCUGUACAUGGAAAGGAGAAAUACUUUGCUUGUUUUUUCUGUUUGUUUUAUUUACAUGGUUUUACUGUACUUGUUUUUGAACCUACAAAAGAGACAAAUGUUGAAUCGGAAAAAUGGUCGAGUGAUUUUUUUUCUUCUUGUUCAACGUUGAACUGAAUUAUGGAAUUGAAUUAUUGGCGCCACAACACAAUAGAUGUGGAACAAAACAAAUGCCUUUCAGAUGUAAUUAUCCAGUAUAUCCCAAGAGUGUCAACCACUGGUCAGUUUCUGGCCUUCUCUGGGCUUACAGUUUCAGCUACAUUAAUGCCAUACAAUCAUCCACACAAUCAGAGCCUCUCAAACUUCAUCGCCGUAGCGACGGGUCAUACACUGUAAUUGUGGAUGAAGUGAAAUAAUAGCCAUACAGAACAGGACUGGAGAAGUUUGGACGUAAGAUGUCCAGACACGGAAUAUGACGAUCGUAUAGGAGGACAUUGUGGUGUGUCCGUGUCUCUCUUUUUCACUCCUCCGUCCCUGUUCACAGCCAAGGGAACCACGGACAAUAGACCAGCCCAGAUACAGAGCUCAGUCCUGGGUAUGAUAAGGGAUGUGUCCCAUUUAUUAUAGAAAGAGACACCAUGGAUAAAACAAAGCACUGUGAUCACAUUCUCUUCAAUUGCAGUGUGGUGAAAUGUCAAUUAUCUAUCAGUCUACCAGUGACCCAUUUCUUUCAGUAAAAGUACAUGUGCUGUAUGUAAUGGCAAGCUAUGAAACUACAAGGCAGCAAUGUUGACUGAGGCUACUGCCUGUGAGGUGGGAGGAGCUGGCGUUUCUCAGAACUGAGUUUCCUGGUAAAGGAUCUGCAUAUCACUGAUGUCAAAGCACAGCUCUCAUUUUCCCCUAUUUUAGAAGUUAGACUUCACAGCAGACAUUCAACACUGCAAAGAUAAACACAUGAAGGUGAAUGGAGAAAGGUGUCGGUCCCCAUCUGAGUCCUGCCUCAUUAGCCCUGUUUAUACCUGGUUCCAACCUGCUGCCUUUGUCCUGAUAUUGGUAUCAUUCUGAUUGUGCCCACAUUUUUAGAGAAGUGUAGACAAUUAAAAGACGCAUUGUGAUCUGAUUGUGAUCAGAUCUUAUAAGUGUAAACAGACAAGAUCAGGACAAGAUCAGGAUGAAGGUGGCAUGUUAACAGCAGGUAUAAACAGGGCUAUUGUCACAGAAAGGAGUGGCAUGCCGAGGAACAACGGUCUGGAUGAUAAUCUGGAUUAUCUGCACAGUAUUCACAUCCAGAUGGUUUCAGUGGGCAGAACAUCAUAACAUCAUACUCUGGAGAGGCUCCAGAUAAUGGAGAGAGAUUAGGUUCUGAACAAUAUCAUGGAACGGUACUGGAUUCUGGACCACCACCACAGCUCAGCGCUGUUCUUCACAGCUUUUCUCUGUCCUUCGUGUACAGAGCAGGUCCUGUGUCAUGUGCUCUUGUCUGAACUGAAGCCAGAGUCAGUCUCUUGCCAUAAUAACGGCAAUCAUCAAAGCCGCAUCUGUCUGGAGACUCUUCUGGACUGUAAUAAACGGUAACAAGCAUACCAUAAUGAAUGGUGAAUUUUGUUCAAUCAGCUAUUGAUUUGUUGGCUUCCCAUCCAUGUCCUUGUUUAUUGGAAGGGGAGCCCGUUCUCAUAAUGUAGUUGGACAGCAAUGUUGUUCUCACUACCACUGUAAGGUCCUUAUGCCAGCUCUCCCCGUGUGGAAACGUUAGGUAAGCACAAACACACCUCUCCCAUGUCUGAAGCCAGUGAUGACAAAAGAAACUAGGAACCUUGCCAGACCUCUCCCCAAACCCCUGCAAUGAUAUAUUGAUCUCUACCUGAAUGCUUUGGAGUGACACCCGUUUCUUUUGCUGUGGUUGUCAGUCUGUCAGUCCCUGAGUCCUCCCUCUCUGUAUCAACCCCACAGGGACACGGAGUCAGUUCAGUGUGUAUGUCAAGUUAUACAGUACAUGUCAAUAUUUAUUUUUUACCUUUAUUUAACUAGGCAAGUCAGUAAAGAACAAAUUCUUAUUUUCAAUGUUGGCCUAGGAAUAGUGGGUUAACUGCCUUGUUCAGGGGCAGAACGACAGAUUUUUACCUUGCAACCAAAAGGUUGCAAGUCCAACGCUCUAACCACUAGGCUACCUGCCGCCCCAAUAUCUGCGACUGCUUGGCUGCAUUUAGACAGGCGGCCCAAAUCUGAUAUUCUUUUUCACUAAUUGGUCUUUUGACCAAUCAGAUCAGCUCUGACAAAAUUCCUGAUGUAAAAAUCUGAUGUGAUUGACCAAAAAAACAAUUCAUGGGAGAAGAAAAAAACAGAAUUGGGCUGCCUGUGUAAAUGCAGCCCUUGUGUUCCAUUUAAAGCCAAUGGUACAUUACAAAACAUGUACUACGAUGUAGAAGAUAUUCUAUGAGGGGACAUGGCCAGUAUUUAUUGUAACACCUUUGUCACUAUGUUCACAGUACAUUUGAUUACAAUGAUCUUUAUGAUGUACAAUAGGAAUUGUAAGGUGGAAUAGAGAGUAAGAUAUUUUGAUAAGCUAUUGAGUCUUUGCUUUAAAUGUUUGUUUUUUCCAUCUGUAUAGAUAAUGCCAGGUUGGAUAUGAAUGACAGAGAAAUAAAUGGGAGAGAGAGAAAUAGACAGAGGGAGAAGUUGGAUAGGGAAAUAAAUCGAUUAGAUCUUUCA
Messenger RNA from Salmo salar (Atlantic salmon), 7444 nucleotides. RefSeq names its product zinc finger protein 385C. Gene Ontology annotation, cellular component: nucleus. The record is from RefSeq and is a predicted model, not a curated record. Gene Ontology annotation, molecular function: zinc ion binding; nucleic acid binding. Lineage: Eukaryota; Metazoa; Chordata; Actinopteri; Salmoniformes; Salmonidae.